AUGUCAUCUACGGUUUAUAAUGUUAUUCUCAAAAUUAUCUGUCAGAAUCAGGGAAGUGUAGAUUUUAAACAACUUGACCAGAAACUCCGUCAGCACUUUGCUAUUGCCAGAGAGAUACUUGUUGGGAUCCUCCAGCAUACUGAAAAGUUUGUCAUCGUUGCUGGUAAAGAAGACAGGAAAGAUUUACCACUGAGCCCGGAUAGUCUCAUUAUCGCGAAAACAUCUCUACGAGUUUGUCUAAAAGUCCCAGAUAAAGGUGUUCUGUGUGAAGACUUGCACUUGUGUCGGUAUUUUCUGUAUGGCAAAUGCAAGUUCGGUGUCAGAUGCAAAAAUCCCCAUACUUUGGACACUCUUCAUAACGCCACUGUUCUUAAAAGAGCAGGCCUUCAGCAACUUCAGGAAUCAGAACUGUUUGUGCUACUGCUGCAGAAUGACCCCACGCUACUGCCUGAGGUCUGUUCGCAUUACAAUAAAGGAAGCGGAGAACAUGGAUCGUGCAAAUACAAGGAGAGCUGCAGCAACCUCCACGUCUGUCAGCACUUCUUACAGGACAACUGCAGGUUUGGAGAAACCUGCCGAAGGGCUCACAGAUUUGAUGCAGGCACCAUGAAAAUCCUGAACGACAAGGGUUUCACCGAUGACAACAUUCACGUCUUCCAGAAGAUAUAUAAAAACAAAUUCCUGAUCGCAAAUCAAAGGGAAAGACCGGCCAUCAGCAGCGCUGAGUUAGGUAAGAGGCAGCAACCAAGAGAAGAUUCACCCGUGGCAUCUGGCAGCCCUAUCAGUGAUGCAGAUCGGAAUGAAAUCUGCCUCUUCUUCAUACGCAGAGGAUGCAGUUUCAAAGAGAAAUGUGUGCGCGUACACUACCAUCUGCCUUAUAGAUGGCAGGUCUUGGAUAAGGAUGGUGUGACCUGGAAGGACUUGCCCAAUGGAGAGGAUAUUGAGAAGGCCUUCUGUAACCCAGCCAACGAUAGCAGCUCAGGGAACCAGCCUGUAGACUUCGUGUCAAUGACUUGUGGAGGGUUAUCAGUACGCCGUCUGUCCACUGCAUCCUCUGUGACCAAACCUCCUAACUUCAUCCUGACCACUGAGUGGCGCUGGUACUGGAAGAACGACAAGGGAGGAUGGACCGAAUACGGUCAGGGGGAGGAUCCUGGCCUGGUAUCAUCCACCACUUCCCAAACCCUGGAGAAUGUUUAUCUCGCUGACAACAACAGUGAAAUUCCAUUUAGCUCAGCAAGCCAUAAAUACAUAAUCCGCCUAAAAGAGAUGUGUCAGAAGAACCUCUUUUAUGGAACAUCAAGACAGAUUCGAAGAAGACCUGUCUUUGUCUCGCCUCAAGAGGUUGAGAAAAGGCUGAAAGGUGAAUCCUCAGAGACGUCCAGUUCUUCAACAGUGGAAGUUCCUGCACACUGGGACAAAGCAGCACUUCCCAGUUUCUCUUACAAGCUUGUUCCUCUGUCCGAGACUGAGGCUGAGUUCCAAACCGUGGAGAAGCUUUUUAAAGCGACGAUGCCCAAAUUCACCAUUGUCAGCAUCAAGAGGAACCAAAACAGCUCCCUCUGGAGGGUCUUUCAGUGGCAAAAAGAGCAGAUGAAGGGGAGGAACGGAGGGGGGGAGGUAGACGAGAGACUCUUGUUUCAUGGGACGGAUCAGGCUUUAGUGGAUGCUAUCUGUGAGCAGAACUUUGACUGGAGGAUCUGCGGAACUCAUGGAACGGUUUAUGGCAAAGGAAGUUAUUUUGCCAGAGAUGCAUCGUAUUCUCACCACUAUGUUCACACUGACAGCAGCACAAAAACCAUGUUUGUCGCUCGGGUCCUCGUUGGUAGGUUUACCAAAGGACAGGGGAGCUUUGUCCGUCCUCCGGCAAAGCCGAAUGGCACAGGUCUCUACGACAGCUGCGUGGACAGCAUGAGCGAUCCAAGUAUUUUUGUUAUCUUUGAGAAAUACCAAAUUUAUCCAGAGUUCGUCAUCGAGUACACGCCGGAAACCUCUCGGUGUCUGAUUUCAUGA
This is a messenger RNA of Chanos chanos (milkfish), 2013 nucleotides long. Its product is annotated as protein mono-ADP-ribosyltransferase PARP12-like. Gene Ontology annotation, molecular function: NAD+ poly-ADP-ribosyltransferase activity; metal ion binding. The record is from RefSeq and is a predicted model, not a curated record. Bases 1 to 2013 code for a protein of 670 amino acids. Gene Ontology annotation, cellular component: nucleus. Lineage: Eukaryota; Metazoa; Chordata; Actinopteri; Gonorynchiformes; Chanidae. The transcript is spliced from 12 exons.